Durio zibethinus is the source of this 1915-nucleotide messenger RNA. The record is from RefSeq and is a predicted model, not a curated record. NCBI's taxonomy places the organism in Eukaryota, Viridiplantae, Streptophyta, Magnoliopsida, Malvales, Malvaceae.
CAAGACCCCAAGCCGGAAGUGCUCUUAUCCACAUCCCCACGCCCUUCCCUCCUUUCUGAACUCGUUGAGAACCCAUGACACAGUUCUUAACAAAAUCCACAGCCGUUUUCUGCUAUCAAAUGGUGGCGCUCGUUUCUUCAACGACCCCCGUUCGGUCCAUUUUCUGGCCCAAUCCCAAUACUCCCAAAUCCUUGUUCUCCCCUUCGGGUUGUUUCCAGAAGGAUUCGAUUGCGUGAAGUGCCGCUCCAGCAAUGUUAAUGUGUACUCGUGGAGCUCAGCUGCAUACUACGGCAGGUUUCAUCACGACGCCAUUAAAUUAUGUGGCAAACCCGUUAUUGUUAAACAUUUGCUACAUAAGAGGCAAGUUCGUUUAUAAAAAUAACUUUCUAUGUGUUGGAAGAAAUGCUGCAGCGAGUUUCUAAGAUAGAAUUUCUGUGGGUUUUUCUUUCUUUUUCAUUUUUGGGUUUUUUGAAAUAUGUUUAUUGUUUUGGAACGUGGAGAGUUGGAAUUGUGAGGUGUGCAACCAUUGAAGAAAUCGAAGCAGAGAAAUCUUCCAUUGAGAAAGAUGCAGUGAGUUUCUUUAUAAAUUCAAGUAAAGCAAGGGAAUUUUUUUUUAACAGAAAGGGAAUAUUAUUUUGUUUUUAUCAGAAAGCAAGAAUGGAGAAGACAAUUGAGGCAGUUCGAACUAAUUUCAAUUCCAUUAGAACAGGGAGGGCAAACCCAGUAAUGCUUGACAAAGUUGAGGUGGAAUAUUAUGGAACUCCAGUCAGCUUAAAGAGUAUUGCCCAAAUAAUUACACCUGAUUCAAGUUCUCUGUUGAUUCAAUCCUAUGACAAAUCCAGCUUAAAGGCUAUGGAGAAAGCUGUAGUCAAUUCUGAUCUUGGUAUGACUCCAAACAAUGAUGGUGAAGUCAUUCGCUUGUCUCUUCCUCAACUAACAACUGAAAGAAGAAAGGAAUUGUCAAAAGUUGUGGCCAAACAAGCUGAACAAGGGAAGGUGGCAGUGAGGAAUGUAAGAAGAGAUGCCCUUAAAGCCUAUGAAAAGCUUGAGAAGGAGAAAAAGCUUUCUGAAGACAAUGUGAAGGACUUAUCAAGUGAUUUGCAGAAUCAAGGGAAGAAGUGCUUUUGUCACUAUAAGGUAGAACAUAGUAUGCAAUUGCAUGUUCGUCAUGAAACAAUUAGCACCCAAUGGCUUGGAUCAAGUGCUGAGGUGAUCCAUAAUGUAUGGGAAACUUACAGAUGAGUAUGUGAAGAAGAUUGAUAGCCUCUACAAGCAGAAAGAGAAGAUUCAUUGAUGGCAUCCAUCCAUACUGUCGUGGCUGGACAUCAAACAUAAACACGUUCUUAUUAAGAUUGUUAGCCCUGUACAGUUUGUCCGUUUCCAAUUAUCGUGGUCCUUGGUGAUUUUAAAGCCAUCUGAUCUGAGAACUCUGUGCUGCAUAACUAGCCAAGAUUCUUAGCCUUUGUUCUGUUUUGACGUAGAAAGUCAAAUGGCAAAUAUGGGACCAGCGCCCUAGUUUGACAAUUUUGGUUUAGAAAGUUUUAAUGUGAAUUGACUUCUUGAAUCCUUCUGAAGAGACGGUGCAUUUGCCCUACACAUUCUUGCUCUUUGCGAUAGAAUUGCUGUUCAUAUCAGAUUGAAGCUAUCUGAUUUUCAUGUGGUGUAUAACUAGCUACAUCACUGGUCUUCGUUUUGUUUUUUGAUCCACAAAGUAUGGGAAAUUUGUGGACCAGCAUUUGGCCCAAGUUUGACAAUGUUGUGCGCUUCAAAAUGUUUUGAUGCUGUAUCAUAACCAAUGUCUUAAACCCUAGUGCUACUACUACAACCACUAUUUUCCCGGUACAAAUGCAUGUGCUUUAUUUUUUAGUUGUGGAAGCAGGUGAGAUUUAAAAGUUUGGGGUUUUCUGCAUCCUGC